Molecule: messenger RNA, 1746 nt
Organism: Diaporthe amygdali
Lineage: Eukaryota; Fungi; Ascomycota; Sordariomycetes; Diaporthales; Diaporthaceae
Exons: 8
Coding region: 1-1746 (581 amino acids)
Source: RefSeq, a predicted model, not a curated record
AUGUCUGGUACGGCAGGUUACGAGUUCAGCCACGACGUCAAGGCUCUUUCAACACUUGAGCGAAAGAGGAUCUCAGCAUUCGUCAAUGUGGCGCACUUUGAGCGAUAUCCCAUCAACUCGGAGCCAACGCUUGCAAGUGGCGACGAAAGGAACACAUCCCAGUCCUGCUCGAACAAAGCUCGCGCAGCCGAGAAACGAGCACGUUGCCAGAGCCAGAUACCAAAAGCUUGGGAACUGCCAGCGGCGCUCGUACAGAGCCUAGCACACCCGCUAGAGUCGUCAAAGAACAACCUUGUCGAGCUCAAUAUCCCACGCCGCUCCGGCCUGCUCACAGAGAAGGAACUCAACAUCACGGAAGCCCACGAUGUCCGGAGCCUCCUAAAAGCGCUGGCAUCUGGUGAACUCACCUCGCUCGAGGUGACGGUGGCAUUCUGCAAGAGGGCAGCUAUUGCUCAGCAGCUGACGUCCUGUCUCACCGAGAUAUUUUUUGGCCAGGCCCUUGAGCGAGCUCGGUACCUGGAUACCCUCAGGGAGAAGGGCGAAGUAGUCGGUCCCCUCCAUGGCCUGCCGAUCAGCCUUAAAGACAGCUUCCAGGUCCGUGGUACGGAUGCCACGCUUGGCUUGAUCGCUUACCUCGAUAAUGGCCCCUCUCAAGAGAACUCAGCCCUCAAUCCUUGGAAUACCAGCCUCACUGCUGGAGGAUCCAGCGGAGGGGAAGGUGCUCUGAUUGCUUUUCGGGGGUCGCCACUCGGUGUAGGGACUGAUGUCGCUGGAUCGAUUCGCAUUCCUGCUCUAUGCUGCGGGCUAUACGGAUUCCGACCGACUACAUCAAGAGUUCCGUACGGGAAUCAAGCCCCCAUCGCCAACCCGGGCCUGCGGACCAUUCUCUCCUCUGCCGGUCCUCUGGCAAACGACGUGGGUGCCCUGGAGAUCUUCUUGAAAUCGGUGAUUGGCUCUAGACCGGCCCUGUUGGACUCGACUGCGGUAGAUGUACCCUGGAGAAAUGUUGGCCCACCGCAGUCGAAGCUCCGGUUUGGCGUCCUGGCCGAAGAUCCCCUGCUGCCUUGGCAUCCUACCGUGAAGAAAGCUGUAUCUGAUACCGUGGAUACACUACGAUCGCAAGGACACGAGCUCGUGUGGUUGAGCGCCCAGGAAUGUCUUACUGCAGCAUGCUACGACGUGGCUACCCAAAUGUUCAGCCUUGACAAGACGUCAGCCGAGAUACUCGCGAAAGGCGGCGAGCCCCUGAUUCCGUCAUUAGUCUACAUUCGGGACGCCAUGAAAGAAGUUAAGUGGGACCGAAAUUUCCUGCCCGAUACAAGGACUACCAAGGACGGAUUGCAGAGACUUUCACUCCUGAAUAUCAAGAGAUUCGAGAUCCAGGACCUUUGGAAGAAGAUGUGGGUAGCUCAUGGGCUCGAUGCCGUUAUUGGUCCUGGAGCGCAGACCACUGCAGUUGAGCAUGACAUGUAUGCGUUGGCUCCGUAUACGUGUCUCUUCAGUUUCCUUGAUUACCCCGCGUGUGUCAUUCCUGUCGGCCGAGUCGAGAACCCAAGUCCAGCGGGAAGCCUCGUCAAGGCUCCAGGCCAGACUGUGCCACCAUACAAUCCAGCGAAUCUGGAGGGUGCUCCUACAGCCAUUCAGAUCAUCACUACCACGAUGCGUGACGAAGAGUGCCUGGAGAUCGCCAAGCUCAUUGACACAUACGUGAAAGCCGAAAGCCGGAACGGCGCACCUAAGCUUUAG